GUGUCACAAAAAAAUUAUGCAUCCCUUUCCUUUUCCUUAUGUGAAAAGGGAGUUUUCACUUAGAAACUGUGCGGCUUGGGAGUACAACAACCAGUGAUGUUGAUUAAACUCUCUCUGUUUGAUGUCAACAUGGCCCCUGCAGUAGCUGUCGGCAGUGACGGAAGACUUAAAUAUGUCCUGAAAACUAUGUCAUAAUGCAGAGGUCUGGCCAGAAGAGGCCCAAUACCCCAAGUGUUUCGAAAUGCCAAACGGACGCUAGUCACUGGGCACAGGAGGUGCGGGAGGUGGUUGUUCGUGCAAAAGUCGACGGCACAGUCAAUUUCGCUGUACGUGGUGGAUCAGACCACGGAGAAUUCGCCUUUGUAGUUGAGGCUGAAGAGGGUUCCGGCCUCUUCGACGGAGACCUACUCCUGGAGGUGCAGGGAGAGAAGGUCGCAGGUUAUACUCAAAGAGACGUGGAAGCUUGGCUAAGUCACUGCUGCCGAAACGGAAACCCCGUCACGCUCAAAUCUGUUCGAGGAGGUGCUGUCCCCAAGGACCUAAGAGUAUUUCUCAAUACAAGAUUCCAGCGUGGUUCAGUAGACCACGACUUACAGAAUACUAUUCGUGACAAUCUAUACCUUAGAACGGUACCUGUUACUACUCGUCCACCCCGGGAAGGAGAAGUGAAUGGUGUUGACUACACUUUUCUCAGUUUAGAGGAAUUUGCUAAACUUGAAAGAAGUGGAAGCCUUCUGGAAAGUGGAAUCUAUGAGGGCAAUCAUUAUGGAACUCCAAAGCCAUCAAAAGAACUUCAGAAUGGAUCUGCACCUAGUAAUAGUGUAAACCUGAACGCUGCUGGUAUAUUUCCUGGAGCGCAUCCAUCCUCUGAAGGCAAGAGGAGGAGAAACAGGUCCAACGUUGAAGCAAUGGCUGCUAAGAGCACAGAGCCAGAAUCAGAGCCUGACCCGACCCAUCCUGAUUCUCAACACUACAAGCAUAAUAACCACAAUAAUAAUCAAAGUGUCCAACACAGUGAAUUUAACGAAAGCAAAAUGAAUGGAUCAGGAUCCUACCCCGAUGCUCCCCCUAGCUAUAAUGAUGGACCAAAUCAUGGAAAUCAUACCUCAGGGGAUGACAUUGGCCCUCUCCCUCCUAACUGGGAAAAGGCUUACACAGAACGAGGAGAAGUUUAUUUCAUAGAUCACAAUUCUGGAACUUCUCACUGGCUAGAUCCCAGAUUGUCUAAGUUUCAAAAGAAAUCUCUAGAAGAAUGUACUGAAAAUGAACUGCCCUAUGGCUGGGAAAAAAUCCAUGAUCCGCAUUAUGGAACAUAUUACAUUGAUCAUGUAAAUAGACGUACACAGUAUGAGAAUCCAGUAAUACAAGCAAAGAGGGCAGCCAAUGAUGCUGGCACUCCAGAGAGCCUCAUUCAGGAACUUGGAAGUGACGGUCAGUACCCUGUCCCUCGUGAUGGUCAGUACCCUGUCCCUCGUGAUGGUCAGUACCCCAUCCCACGUGAUGGUCAGUAUCCCAUUCCACGUGAUGGACAGUAUUCUGUUCCACCACCACCUCACAGUGCCCAGUCCAAUCUUCCCCUUGGUCCCCCUCAUAGUGCAUCCCAUGGCUCAAUCCAUGUCCAAACUAAUCCUAAUGGAUCCAAUGCUGGUAGUGUUCCCUCCACACCAUCCAAACGUCAAAAUAACUGUUCAUCUAGAGCAUUUUUCACAAGAAAUCCUCUCGAAUUGGAGGGUGAACGCAUUCAGACCACGCUCAUCAAGUCUGCAAGAGGCCUUGGUUUCACAAUUGUUGGUGGGGAUGAUUUAGAAGAAGAGUUUUUACAAAUCAAGUCUGUUGUUCCAAAUGGUUCAGCUUGGCUUGAUGGAAAACUUCAAACAGGUGAUGUCUUAGUUUAUGUGAAUGAUACCUGCGUCCUGGGAUUCACACACCAUGAUAUGGUGAGCAUGUUUCAGUCAAUAGCUCCAGGAGAGACAGUUUCUCUUGAAGUUUGCAGGGGAUACCCUCUGCCAUUUGAUCCCAAUGACCCUAACACUGAAGUUGUCACGACUGUAGCAGUUAAUGCUCCAGAUCCAUUAAACCCUGGAGGUGGACAGUACAUGUACCAUAAUGGUGAUAUGAAGUCAGAUCGUGGCUAUCACUUUAUGGAAAAUGACGAUCUGACAGGAAGCUCUGUUAAAUCAAUGCCAGAGCUUUGUGAUAGGAUUGAUCAAGGGCCUGCAAUUCCAAGACCUAAUUCUACUGACACCCUUCUUGAUCCUCCUGUUCCAGCCAAACCUGAGUUUUUGACCAUCUCUAUUGUCAAGGGGGCUAUGGGAUUUGGUUUUACUAUUGCUGAUAGUGCAUACGGUCAAAAGGUUAAGAAGAUACUAGACAGACAAAGAUGUAAAACAUUGCAAGAAGGAGAUAUUUUGGUUGAAAUUAACAAUGUGAAUGUACGUACAAUGUGCCAUGGAGAUGUUGUCCAAGUGUUGAAAGACUGUCCUAGGAAUGUGGAUGCAACAAUAACUGUGCAGCGUGGGUCAAGUUCAAAUAAGAAUAAGGUCAGAAAGAAGGAAGACCUGCUGCUUUCAGGAGGAAGAAAGGCAUACCGAAGCAAAACACCAACAGCUGAUUUGUACAGUACCCAACCAAAGGAGGUGGUUCCUACAAGACCCAAAACCCCUCUUGUUGAUACGAGAACUAGGUCAAAAACUCCAACUAAUGUUGGUUCAUGGAUGCACAAUGACCACAGCCUUAAAGCUGACAGUGAUAUUGACAAAAAUACCGAUAUUCUACAAAGCCCAUCCAUUGCUUCCCAAUAUGACGGUUUUCCAGCGACUGCUUUUCCAUAUCCUCAUCCUCAUUCUUAUGACCUUAGUCAACGACUGGCAAAUACAUCUCUCAGAAGUCCUGAUGAGUAUAGUCGAAGUCAUAGCCCUGGAAAUGAGUUAGAUGUAUCUGGUCAACAUCAAAGCCAUUAUCCUCCAUCAAACCAGUUGUAUUUCAACGGUUAUGGAAGCUAUGAACAUGGCUAUGGCUAUGGGUAUGAUGCUCAAACGGUUUCCGGCUAUGCACCCCACCCUAAUUUGGAUUAUUAUCCAAAGGGGAAAGAAAGCACAAGUUUUGAACAUGAACAACCUCUUUCAAGUCUAGUUUCCAGGUAUCCAAGAGAUCCUCGUUGGAUUGGUCUAGGUCCUGCCAGAGUAUAUCCUGCUGAGCCUGGGUUUGAUUGGGUAGAAACAUUGGUGACUCUUCAGAGACAAGAGACUGGCUUUGGUUUCCGUAUUGUUGGUGGGACUGAGGAGGGCUCCCAGGUAGGAUCAACGGUGUCCAUUGGUCACAUUGUACCUGGAGGAGCAGCUGACCUUGAUGGCAGGUUGUGUACGGGUGAUGAGAUGAUGAGUGUUGAUGGUCAGUCUGUCAUCAACACUUCUCAUCAUCAUGUGGUACAGCUGAUGGCCAGAGCUGCUGCUGCUGGACGCGUUACUCUUGGAAUUCGUCGAAGAAUACCCUCUCAUGAUGUGCAAAGUUUUAGCAGCAGGCAUGAUGGAGGUUAUCCCUAUGACGUCACAGUCACAAGACGUGAAAAUGAAGGUUUUGGCUUUGUCAUAAUAUCGUCAGUGAAUAAAGUAGGCUCUACUAUAGGGCGCAUCAUUGAAGGAAGUCCUGCAGAGCGUUGUAAUCAACUCCAUGUAGGUGACCGCAUUUUGGCGGUUAACCACAUGAACAUUACUAGCCUUCAUCAUGGUGACAUUGUAAAUCUCAUCAAAGAUUCAGGGUAUUCAGUCACACUCACAAUUGGAGCUCCACUUGAUGAUGCCUCAAGCACUGCCUCUGUAUCUCACCGUGAGGAGGGAGCUGAAGAUGAGCAGUAUCAUGCUGUUGAAUUGAACCGAGGAACAAGAGGUUUUGGCUUCAGUAUUCGUGGUGGGCGUGAGUUCCAGAACAUGCCAUUGUUCGUUCUUCAGAUAGCUGAAAAUGGACCUGCAUCACUUGACAACCGAUUGAAGGUUGGAGAUCAAAUUAUAGAAAUCAAUGGCAUCAAUACCAAAAAUAUGACUCAUGCAGAGGCCAUUGAAAUAAUUCGUAAUGGCGGUCCGUCCGUACGUUUAUUAAUUAAAAGAGGCGGACGUGUUCCUCCUCCCCCAACUUUAGGUGGGUGUCAUGACGCUUACUCAGAGGAAAUGGUUGGGAGUUUAAUGGAAACAACGUGCAGCCAACUAACCACUCCCCAUUCCAAUUCUGUAAAUGACUCCAUUGCUAAUUCAAUUGAUGACCAUACCUUGCAAUCACGGAACAGCCAGUGUAGUGACCAAAUGCCUGAAUCACUAACCGACCCGUUAAGCGACCCUCUAACAGCUCCCUUAGCUAUCCCAGUAUUAAAUGAAGCUAAUGGUCAGGUGCAUGAUCCUAUGCUUGAUAUAAUGCCAUCACAGUUCUGCUAAAUUGUUUCAUGUAACUAAUUUACUUGUGUUGACAGAUGACCCAAUUAUAUGUUUGUGUUUGACAAUCUAUUUUUUAAACUAGUAUUUCGGUCUUUCUGUGUGAUAUUUGAGGAAUAUUAACUUCUUAAUCAAUUUAAAAUCUUUUUUCAAAAGAAAGUACUUAUUGCUCAAGUUUAUGCAUGCAUUGAGCUCUACUUAACUAACCUUACUAACAACUGGAUUUUGUGUUCUUUUCAUUGUUUUUCUACUAUCUUGAAGUUGCAUCUUGUAAAUACCUAUUAGUCUUGCAUGAUUUGAUAAAAUUUUCUUUUGUAAUCUAAUGUGUUGUAGUUCAAAUUUGUAGUAUCAGUAUUGAUUGUGUUAAGCUGUAUUGAGGAAAUUGUAAAUUUUAAUCUAAUUCUCUUCAUCUUUUUUUUUUUAAUUCUGAAAACAAAGAUAUUACAUAGUUAUCCUUUUACAUAGAUGUAUUGUACUUACUCUUAAGUAUGGAAUCUCAAUUUUUUUAACACAAUCACCUUGACUUUUAAUUAUUAAUCAUCAAUUCUUGACCCAAAGUAGGGGAGUAUUGAAGCAUGUUAUUUGUGUGCAGACCCGUGCAUGAGGCCCAGCUCAUCCCAAGCCCAUGUGGGAGAGACUGGCUAUUGGGAUGCGUACCAGCAGAGCUGACAACUUUAAUCGAUCGACUCUCAGGUUCCGCUGCUUCACCCUUCAGUCUACAUUUCAUCUGUCAGUGUAUUGAUUGGAGGGUUAUUAGCGUUGAUUGCACUUUGAUAGUUUGUUAUUUAGCUUUGCUUUGUUGUUUAUGUUAUGUAUAUGAUGGUUGUUUAGUUGCAUUCAGUCAGUUGCUUUAGUAUGUCUUGUAUAUAAGAAAAUCAGCUCAAUUAUUAUUUGAUUAAUGUCAGGUGUAGUGCUUCAUUUGAUCCAAAGAUGCCGCCCUACUGAGCUCACAAGAUGGGACGUGUAAUUGGUUGGUGUAACUUUUUUAGUGCAUGUGACAUUUAGACAUGUUAACCUACACAAAAAUUUCUACUCCUGUGAUUUAUUUACUACUUAAUUUAUGUGUUCAAACUGUGAACUUUUGGAAGACAAGAAGAGGAAAUAAAGUAGAUUACAAUGUCUCAUGUGCAUUUGAAAGAAAAACCAACAAAAUCUGGAUGAACGUUGAUGCUCCGUCCAGAGACUAAUGUUGAAUGUCCACUGCACUAAUAGUUAUUGUCUACAGACUGGUAGAGUAUAUUUGUAGUAGCUGUUAUAUAAUUUUUUUGUAUGUCUUUUAUUACUCAGCGUGAUAUUUUUCAUCUGUUUUUGGAUUUAUCGAUAAAGAGUUUAUUAUUUCAUCAAUAGUUGAACAUUAUAUUUUGUUCAUUGAAUACGAUCAAUCGUAAACAAUGAUUUUUGUCAUGGUGUUAGUGCUUAUUUAGCACGCACUUUUGUGCCUCAGUGUAACGCAAUGAUGAAUUUUUACAGAAAUUAAAAUAUUGUUUGAACAAUAAUUUCCGUCCAGCAACCUAAAGACUGUCCUUGUUUUCUAUCGCAGAGGGGGAUAAACAGCUGUAAUAAUACAAAAAAAUAGGUUGAUGCCCUUUACUAAAUGUCGUCCAAAUAAUUGAGGGAAAGACUGAAUUGUGCCUUUUUUGGUAGAAAAAAAAUCUAAUCUAUGUAAUGUGUGGUUCUUGAUCAGUAUUCUUUUAGAUUCAAAAUUUAAAUUUAAAAUGUUGCAUUAAGAAGAGUAAGAGUGUAAACCACUAUUACUAAUUAAACCUAAGGUGUGAAGCUAAUAAUCUUACACCACACUCGACAGAUUACAGCUGUAUUCCCGUUCAAAGCAAAAGACAAUUCCACUUUUUAAAACAUUCAUGGAUUUUACUUUAUCAAUGUGUUACCUUGACCAGCAUUUAUACGUAAGAAAUUUUUAUCUUCCCUUCAUUUUAUUUAGUUACGGAUUAUAAAAUUCCUGUGUGCUGUAUUGGUGUCUGAUGAACAUCCUCCCCACUUUUACUUUUAUACCAUUUUCAUUUUCUUAAUUUGUUGAGAUCUUUGUUGAUUGGUUGGUUUUAUUUUUGAGCCAUCUACUUAGUUUUCAGUCUGCAAAUUUACACACAGAGGUAUUUGAAAGUUACUUGAGUCAACUCUUCUCUGAUUGUACCUCAAUUUUAUUUUAUUAUCUUAAUUGUUCACAAUUGUUUACUGCUUGUAAAUAUUUUUAUAUAGCAACUAUAUAUGUGUCAUGGUUGUAACCCCCUGUUUUUUUCAGAUUAUGUCCUUCCCUUCUCCUCUUUGAAAUCAACAAGACAAGCCCAGUGUUACAUUUGCAUGAUUGCAAAUAAAAAUGUACACUUGUGGCAUUAGCCAAAGAUUGCAUGUGCCUAGUGCUCACAAAGCUUUGCUUAUUGUGAACACAUAAAGUAUGAAUGACUUAUUGUUGAGAUAUACUUGUAUAGAGAUGUUAAUCACAUAUUUUCUACCUUAUGUAUGUUAAUAUUGUAUAAUGUGCAUAUUAAAACCCAAACCCUUCUUUUUUAAUGUUACAAGAGGGAUAUAUUUGUUCUAUGCUAUCACUUCAAGCUCAUAUUGUUAAGAAAAUAUAAAUCAUUGUGCCUUCAAUAUUUGUUGAACGGUACAGAAAAUAGAUCUGAGAUGUUAGACAUUUUACUGUAUUUUAAUAUUUAUAAUCAUCGUAUGUAUACCCUGCUAAAUGUGGACCCAUAUUUGACUGUUAGACCAUUUGAGGCUCUGCAAGCUUGUGUGCCUUAGUGCAUCUGUAUGGACUGUUUCGUAAUUGAGAAAAUAUAUUUUUGGAGAUUAUCAUUGUGGUUCUUUUGGUUUUAUGCUCAUGUAGAAAAUUAAGUUGUUAUAAUCAAAGCGGUCUGGCAUAGUCCAGUUUUGUAUGACAAAAUUAUUACACUUGAUUUAUACGAUCAGUUCCUGAUCUUGUCAUCUGUGCCACAUCAAUACUUUGAAUAAAUUAUGAUAAGUUCCAUAA
Molecule: messenger RNA, 7407 nt
Organism: Frankliniella occidentalis (western flower thrips)
Lineage: Eukaryota; Metazoa; Arthropoda; Insecta; Thysanoptera; Thripidae
Gene: Magi
Product: membrane-associated guanylate kinase, WW and PDZ domain-containing protein 1
Exons: 14
Coding region: 195-4424 (1409 amino acids)
Biological process (GO): signal transduction
Cellular component (GO): cytoplasm
Molecular function (GO): protein binding
Source: RefSeq, a predicted model, not a curated record